AUGGACAUGCCCGAGACCGACGACGUCAUCUUGCUGAAGGGAUGCUAUUUGGAGGCAUACCGAUCUGAUGACAUUGCUCUCAAGUUGGAGGGCUUGCGUAUCGCAUUGAACGAACCCAGCAAUUCCUAUUUGGCCGAUACCGUCAAGGAGAUUGCGAGCGUUGCUCGUCGCCUUCGCGAAUUGGCCGACAUUGCUCAGGUGAACCGAGACUGUCUGAUAUAUGUGCUGGACCCCCUGAACAUUGUGUUACCCUGCCUGUCCAAGUCCUUGAGAGAUAUCAAGGCCUAUUAUGAUCGGUGUUCGCUGUCAAAGGAAAAUCGAUGGCGGAAUAUGUAUCACUGCAUGAAGGAUGAAGUCAAUGGCCUGUCGCUGCCAGACAGAUUCAAGAUCUAUUAUGAAUACGCUACGCUUCUACGGAAUUUUCUUAGAAGAUUAAAAGCCUCGAGCGUCGAAUACUCCGUUUACGAGAAGCCAGAGGAAUUGAUAACCCACUGGGCUGAACAUAUCUUCUCUUCCCCCUGGCCGCGGACGCCAAUGAAAAAUACGGCACAGUCUUUCGAUGGUGAUAAAGUAUCUCUUACUGUGUUCUUGAACUCUCAAGACGACUGUGCAUAUCUACUCCUCCGAAUGUUCAAAGAUGAGAAGCCUUGGUUUUCACUUCGCGGUGUCCACGAACUAUGCAUCAAGAGAUGCGGCGACUCAUUGCGAUUUCGUCGUUGGAGUAUGAAUGCCAAUAACUCCAAGAUUUGGGCCAAAUUAUGUUUCAAUGCAUGGGAAGAUAUAGUCCUCAUGUAUUGCACCUUCGUAUCCCUUAAGGCAAGGAACCUUCGCACCCUCCAAUGCGGCCCCAAGGAGCUGGCACUGGGCAAGGAGAAGGAGCUCUUCCAAUCAGAUAUAUUUGACGAUAGCUUCCACCAUUCCCUGAUCGUAUAUCAAGAUGAUGCCACGGGUGGUCUUCGACUUCACGCAGCAGUUUUGGACGGUGAACUGCGCCAAUGCCCUGUCUGGACUGCAUUUGGUAAUAUGCCCAUUGAUGGCGGUUAUUGA
This is a messenger RNA of Metarhizium brunneum ARSEF 3297, 1047 nucleotides long. Lineage: Eukaryota; Fungi; Ascomycota; Sordariomycetes; Hypocreales; Clavicipitaceae. The record is from RefSeq and is a predicted model, not a curated record.